AUGUUAACUCUCACUGAGGACAAAAUUCCUGUCCCCCUGAUUCCCGACACUGAGUUGUGUGAUGUUAGAAUCGGGGCGACCGAUCCGGCGCUCUUUUUUUGCAUUAACGUAGAGACUCCGUGUCAGGUGACGAUUGAGUUUCAGGAGUUUAACAGUGCCGCGCGUUGCGUGCUGUUACUCAGUCCGACCGAUCCCCGGCCGAACAACUACACUGCCGUCUGGAAGUGCCUCUCCCCUGAGCAAAGUAAGACAGUCACCAUAUUACCCGCGGAUCCCUCUUACCACGUGGGGGUGUUUUACCUUGCGAUACGUUAUGUAGAGAAAAGUGGAAAUAGUUUUAUUCGCCUCAAGUUAACGCUGCAGGAGCAGUAUGAGGGUGAGUGGUAUUCGAGUGCGAAUUCUGCUUUGUACUACGGGAUGUGGUCUGGUUUCUCGUACCACGGUCGUGGACGAUGCAUUUACGGUGUGUCCCCCGAACUGAUGGGGUUGGGGACAUUGAAGUGGAGUGGAAGGAGCCUGCGGCAGCAGAGUGACUCCUCCACCUGGCAGGUGGACGCCACGCCACUGCUGGAGGACGCCAAACUAGACAUUAGACGCAAGGAUGUGGGUUGGUCUAUUGUUCAGCUACCUGCCCCUACACUAGAGGUCUACGAAGGGGAUUGGGUUUAUGGGAAGAAGGAGGGUCUGGGGGUGUAUCAGUGGACUGACAGGGCCUAUUGGGGCAUGUGGAAGGGCGGUAAACGAGAAGGCGAGGGCGUGAUAUGCACACGCGAUGGAUAUCGCUACGAAGGCGGGUGGUUGAACGAUAAAAGGGACGGAGUUGGGAGUGCCCUUUACCCUGACGGAACACAGUACCACGGUGGGUGGAAGGAGGACAUGCGGUCUGGUGAGGGUGUAUUUACCUACACAAACGGAGUGGUACUUCUUGGCACUUGGAACGACGACACGCUAAGCUCAACUGUGACGGCACACUACCCCGAUGGGUCCUCUUACAUUGGUGCGUGGAGCCACGACUGUCGUCAUGGCAAGGGACGCUACAUCGAUGCGCCUGGAAACUCUUUUGAGGGGACCUGGGAGAUGGAUAAGCGUACCGGAAGUGGAGCGUUGACCUUUAUCAACGGUGUAGUGUGUGUCGCCGUCUGGGAGGACGAUGUACGCAGAGGUGGCACUUUUACCUUUCCCAAUGGGGAAGUGUAUGUCGGGGACUGGGACGAUAAAGCAUACCUCCGUGAGGGGCAAGGGCGAUGCACGUAUCCCAAUGACGAUGUCUACGAGGGGGGCUGGAAAAAUGAUAAAAGGCACGGCUUUGGUAGGUUGGUUCAAUUGCAUGGAAACCGGGUCUACGAAGGUGAAUGGAAGGAGGGUAAGAGACACGGCAUUGGUACCCAGGAGUCUGAUGAAGGCAUCUAUCAAGGGGAGUUUAAAAACGAUGUGCGUUGUGGACACGGGUUACACCUGGGUCGUAGAGGCUCUAUGUACCGAGGCACCUGGAAGGAUGACGCUCGCGUUGGCUCCGGUAUCAGCUUUGAUUCAAAGAAGGGAACCAUGUAUGAAGGCCUUUUCCUGCUUGGCAAGUUACAAAGCGUUGGCACGGCUCGAUCGGAGACGGAUAUCUACGAAGGGACAUGGUGCGAUGGUGAGCGGCAAGGUGUCGGCGUCUCCAUGCUUCCUAACGGCGACGUUGCGCGCCUGGUGUGGCACCACGGGGUUCCUCAAGACGGGCAGGUUCUCUACAAAUACCGCGACGGUGACACAUACGAAGGGGAAUGGGAAAAUGGGCGUCGUUGUGGGAAGGGCAAGCAGAACUACGCGGACGGGUCCGUUUACGUCGGCGACUGGCUUGAUGACAAGCCGCAUGGCCACGGGUCGUACACCGACGCCCGCGGUGAGGUCUUGGUGGGGGAGUGGGCCGAGGGGGAGCGCUUGGAUGUGCAGGGGAUGGUGUGCUUCGUAGAUGGCAGUGUGUACGAGGGCGACCUGCGUUCUGGCAAGCCGCACGGGAAAGGGCGUCUUAGUUACCCCGAUGGGACCAUCUUUGAGGGUCGCUUUCGUGACGGCGUCUAUCUGUUGUAA
Molecule: messenger RNA, 2073 nt
Organism: Trypanosoma conorhini
Lineage: Eukaryota; Euglenozoa; Kinetoplastea; Trypanosomatida; Trypanosomatidae
Exons: 1
Coding region: 1-2073 (690 amino acids)
Source: RefSeq, a predicted model, not a curated record